Messenger RNA from Nanorana parkeri, 3808 nucleotides. It is a transcript of the gene ATP10B, whose product is annotated as ATPase phospholipid transporting 10B (putative). The record is from RefSeq and is a predicted model, not a curated record. The annotation marks the transcript as partial. The transcript is spliced from 20 exons. Gene Ontology annotation, molecular function: ATP hydrolysis activity; ATP binding; magnesium ion binding. NCBI's taxonomy places the organism in Eukaryota, Metazoa, Chordata, Amphibia, Anura, Dicroglossidae. Gene Ontology annotation, cellular component: plasma membrane. Gene Ontology annotation, biological process: phospholipid translocation.
GAAUGAAAGAAGCUUUGUUGACAAGUGUUGGAAGGAUGUACGUGUUGGAGACUUUGUCAAGCUGUUCUGUAAUGAGAUCAUCCCAGCGGACAUCCUGCUUCUCUAUUGCUCCGAUCAGAAUGGUAUCUGCCACAUAGAAACUGCUAACCUGGAUGGAGAGACAAAUCUAAAGCAAAGACAAGUAGUCAAAGGCUUUUCAAAUCAAGACACUCAAUUUGACCCUGAAUCAUUUAGAUAUACUAUUGUCUGUGAAAAACCAAACAACAACCUCAGCAAAUUCAAAGGCUACAUGGACCAGCCUAAUGGGCAGAAAACUGGAUUUGGAACAGAAAGUCUUCUUCUGCGGGGAUGCACAGUUCGAAACACAGAGGAGGCAGUUGGUGUAGUUGUUUAUGCAGGGCAUGAGACCAAGGCAAUGUUGAACAACAGCGGUCCACGAUACAAGCGCAGCAAAAUUGAAAGACACAUGAAUAUCAAUGUUUUCUUCUGUGUGGGCAUCCUUUUCAUCAUGUGUCUAAUUGGAGCUCUAGGGCAUGGCAUUUGGUAUGGAAAAUUUAUUAUACAUCCACUAUUUGAUGUUCCAAAUCCUGAUGGAAGUUAUCUUCCUCCAGCACUCGCUGGUUUCUAUAUGUUUCUGACCAUGAUCAUCUUACUACAGAUCUUAAUUCCAAUUUCACUCUAUGUGUCGAUUGAGAUGGUGAAACUGUGUCAGAUUUAUUUCAUCCAUAAUGACAUUGAUUUAUAUGAUGAAGAGAUUGAUUUAUCUGUACAAUGUCGGGCAUUAAAUAUCACAGAAGACCUUGGCCAGAUCCAGUACAUUUUCUCUGACAAAACAGGAACUCUGACGGAGAACAAAAUGGUUUUUCGCAGGUGUACAAUUGUAGGAAAUGAAUACUCUCAUCAAGAAAAUGCCAAGCGUCUAGAAACUUACAAAGAAGAGGACUCAGAUGACGAAGAUUUAGCAAAACUCAGAAACUUUUCCUUGCUUGACCUUGAGGCUGGAAAUCAGUCCACCGUGAGGCAUAAAGGCACACGGGCUUUGAGACGAUGCCAAAGUGCUCGACCUAAUAUCCAAGGGCAUUUUAGGAAAAAAUCAGAAGGACGUUUUGAUAUUUCACAGGUGGCAUUUAGCAGCCCCAUUGAAAAAGACGUGACCCCGGAUCAGAUGCUGUUAAAGAAGGUCAGAGAAGCUUCAGUCCAAAUUGAAACUCUAUCUUCCUUCAAGACACAGAGCAGCGCCAGACCUUCAGAUUCUCCCUACAUCGAUUUCUUCUUGGCGUUAGCCAUUUGUAAUACAGUGGUUGUCUCCACAGCAACGGAGCCAAGGCAGAGGGUUACUAUGGCUCCAUUACUAAAGCCAUCCGCUUCAUCUUUGGAGAAGUUUCAGCAUCUUUUUCAAAGGCUUAAAUUACUAAGUCAGUCUUCUAACUCCAGUCCAACUAGUUCUGACCCUGAAACUCCUUCCAGCUCUAAGAAGAAUAAAAUUAGUCCUGACAACGUGUCCCGAUCUAGCAAUGGAGAAACUGAAAACCAAAGCAGUGGGAAAGAUGACUCUUCAGCAAGUAAAAACAGCACUGACAACUGUAUUGAGGAGAUGUAUGCCACUGUUGCUCCAUUCCAUAUAGAAGAUGAGUUCUGUUAUGAAGCAGAAAGUCCUGAUGAGGCUGCAUUGGUUCAUGCUGCUAGAGCAUACAGCUUUACCCUAAUGUCCCGCACCCCAGACCAGGUGACAGUGAGACUCCCACAGGGGACACUUCUCACUUUUGAACUUUUAUACACUUUGGGCUUUGACUCUGUCAGAAAGAGAAUGUCAGUGGUGGUUCGUCAUCCAAUUACAAGAGAAAUUAUUGUGUACACUAAAGGCGCUGAUUCUGUCAUCAUGGAUAUACUAGAUGACCCUGCCAGAGCUAAUAUAAAUGAUGAGAAGAAGCUACGGAAAAUACAGUCAAGAACUCAGAGGCACCUAGACUGGUAUGCAAGGGAUGGUCUGAGAACACUGUGCAUUGCUAAAAAGGUGUUAAGUGAGGAAGAUUUUGAGCGAUGGUCAAACUUUCGGGAAGAAGCUGAAGCAGCAAUAGAUAAUAGAGAAGAAUUACUCAUGGAAACCGCCCAACAUCUGGAAACAAAGCUCACCCUUCUUGGUGCAACUGGCAUAGAGGAUCGCCUUCAGGAAGGGGUUCCAGACACCAUAGCUGCCUUGAGAGAAGCCGGUAUAAAUAUCUGGGUGCUGACUGGUGACAAACAAGAAACUGCCAUUAAUAUUGCCUACUCCUGCCAACUUCUGGACCAGAGUGAUAUGGUUUUUACAAUCAAUACUGAGAGCAAGGAAACAUGUGAGUCCAUAAUAGACUGCACUUUGGAGGAGAUAAAAAAUAUUUCCCCUGAGAAAAAGAAGAAGCAUCUCUUCAAAAGGCAGAGGUCACAAACUGCUCCUGAGCCGGAGAUGGCUCAGCCUGAAGUUGGGCUGGUGAUUGAUGGAAGGACAUUAAAUGGGAUUUUCCAAGGAGGCUUAGAGGCAAAAUUUUUGGAGCUGACAAAGCAUUGUCGCUCUGUUUUAUGCUGCCGUGCUACACCUCUACAAAAAAGCAUGGUUGUCAAACUAGUACGGGACAAGUUAAACGUCAUGACACUUUCCAUAGGUGAUGGUGCCAAUGAUGUCAGUAUGAUUCAGGCUGCAGAUAUUGGUAUUGGAAUUUCAGGUCAAGAAGGCAUGCAGGCUGUGAUGUCCAGCGAUUAUGCAAUAUCUCGAUUCAAGCAUCUCAAGAAGCUAUUACUUGUACAUGGUCAUUGGUGCUACACUCGGUUGGCAAAAAUGGUUAUCUAUUUCUUCUACAAAAAUGUGGCUUACGUCAACCUGCUGUUUUGGUUCCAGUUCUUUUGUGGCUUUUCAGGUGCUACCAUGAUUGAUUACUGGCAAUUGAUCUUUUUCAACCUCUUGUUCACUUCUGUACCUCCGCUUAUCUUUGGCAUACUGGAUACGGAUGUUUCUGCAGAGACCCUUAUGAGCUUGCCUGAACUUUACAAAAGUGGUCAGCGUUCAGAGUCAUACAAGAUGUCUACCUUUUGGAUUGCCAUAUUAGAUGCCUUCUACCAGAGUCUUGUUUGCUUCUUCGUCCCCUAUUUUACAUUCUACAAAUCUGAUAUAGACAUUUUUUCAUUUGGCAUGCCCAUGAACACAAUAGCCCUUCUUACUAUUAUUUUACAUCUUGCUAUUGAGAUAAACAAUUGGACCAUCCUGCACUGGAUUACCAUUUUUGGAAGCGUUGUUCUGUAUUUUGUCAUUUCCUUGGCCUAUAAUGCCAUGUGUGUUUUAUGUGAGGUGCCAAGUCCCUAUUGGGUCAUGGAAAAACAAAUGUCUGAAGCCCCUUUCUACCUACUUUGCAUUAUUACUCCAGUUAUUGCUCUGUUGCCAAAGUAUUUCAUCACAGCCCUGCGAGGUACUUGUAGAGUGACACCUACUAUCGAAGCUCAUAAGCUUGAUAAAUUAAGUAAGGAAGCAAGAGAGCUAAAAAUACAGGAGUGGAAGGAAAGACGCCAAAGUGCUGCAAUGGCAUCCAAUCCUAGCAAUACAACUCUGAAUAGCAGUUUACCAGCAACUCCACAAACAGUGCUUCACAAUGUAUGUUCACCCAGCCAUGAGGACAUCCUGCAUAAUUCUUAUAGGGAGACGGACACUUCAAGGUUACAUCUGCCAAAGCCUAUGCCCAGCGCAGUUUCCCCAUCUAAAGGUGUGGCAGAUCUUUUGAGGGACACAGAAGAAUUUACUAGAGCUAAUCAUCGCAGAUCAGUUAGCACCGUGACUGUUUAA